Paramacrobiotus metropolitanus is the source of this 926-nucleotide messenger RNA. RefSeq lists its product as uncharacterized. The record is from RefSeq and is a predicted model, not a curated record. NCBI's taxonomy places the organism in Eukaryota, Metazoa, Tardigrada, Eutardigrada, Parachela, Macrobiotidae. The transcript is spliced from 5 exons. Bases 135 to 662 code for a protein of 175 amino acids.
CUACUAAAUACUCGGUGAUUUUCACUUGUGUUGUGAUUAAACGCAUCAGUAACGAGUGUUCCAAACUAUUCAUUUGACCAUUUCAGAAUACUAAUUUUUAUUCAACGUCUCUGUUAGGAUUUCAGUAAUUAACAAUGAUUCCGCGGUACUCUGCGCUUCUGGUGAUCGGAUUUGUCUGCUCAAUAAGCCUCGCACAACCCGUUCAGGAUCCCAACAGCCAACCUGGCAACAUUCCUCCGAUUCCGCCUGGCUAUCCCGGACAGGUACCGGUACCGCCACAAUGUCCUCCUGGAAAGCCUCGGGAGCGAUGCGAUAACAAAGGGCUCAGAUAUCCCGAUGUCGCCAGUUUAGCCAACAAGAUUUUCUAUGACAAUACUACCGGAGCGCGCCCGUGUGACUGCAAUGCGGCAAUCCAGAAACUGCAAUCGUUCUCGGGAAGACCGAGACUGCUUUCUUCCUGCCUUGUGGACGGAACAAACGGAAACACGGAAAGUUUCUCCGGUUCUGGGGUGGACUUGGCCACUUACCUUAAUCGCUUUCCAAACUUAGGAGUUCGCUGCUCCGGAGCGCCAUGUGAAAAUGAGAGACUCUGCAUAAACCAAUGUCAUGUGAAUAUACCGUUCAAAGGUGACGAAGGUGAUGUUGUGGAUCCGGUGACCUAACUGUAAGCUAUCGGAUUCACGCCCAUAAUCCAGUUGCUACGAUGAUUGCCAGUUUUCUCUGCAUUUUUUUACGGGCUUAGGAGCAGUACUGACAGCUGUAAUUAGUUUUAUAUGUUAAAGUUUGCACCUGUAAAAGGAUCUAACAACAAAUACGAAUGGUUUGAAAUGUUGCUGUUGAAAUAUCUACUCGCAAUGAUACACAUAGACAUUCAGUGCGAAGAAUAUGCAUUCCGUUCCGUAAGAAUAUAAAUUCCGAUUAGCAAA